Messenger RNA from Hemisphaericaspora subhashii, 1032 nucleotides. RefSeq lists its product as uncharacterized. Gene Ontology annotation, biological process: lipid storage. The transcript has a single exon. The record is from RefSeq and is a predicted model, not a curated record. NCBI's taxonomy places the organism in Eukaryota, Fungi, Ascomycota, Pichiomycetes, Serinales, Debaryomycetaceae. Gene Ontology annotation, cellular component: lipid droplet. Gene Ontology annotation, molecular function: lipase activity. The coding region runs from base 1 to 1032 and encodes 343 amino acids.
AUGCCAGUUGAACUUUUGGAUACGAAUCCAAAGACCCAUAUCUAUCAUCAACUACCAAUAGCUGAUAAGCUUGGGACAAAUCGUAAUAAUGAUUUAUUAAUUAUGAUACCUGGAAAUCCAGGAUUGAUUGAAUUUUAUAUUACAUAUCUUGAUUUAAUUCAACAAGAAUUACCUAGUUUUGAAAUCUUAUGUAUUGCACAUGCUGGAUUUCUGGGUAAUGAUGACGAACCCCAAGAAUCCUUUGAUUUAAAGUUUCAGAUUGAACAUAAAUAUCAGAUAAUUAAAGAGUUUAUUUUCAAGAGAUAUAAUCAAAAUCAAAAACAAGUUCAAUUAUACGUCUUGACUCAUUCUAUGGGUUCUUUUGUAUUUCAAAGAUCUCUAAAGAAAUUAUUACAAGAUCAGGAAUUGAAAGAUAAAUUCCAAGUGAAAUUCACCGGAUUCAUAACUCCUACUAUUUUAGAUAUCGCCAAUUCGGACCUGGGGAAAAAGGUUGCCAAGGCCAUGGAAUUCAAUAUCCCCAUUAUUCCAAUCUUAUUAUUCUUUCGUGUUUUGAUAUUGUUAAUAUUUGGAGAACAACAACUUAAGAAAAUGUUAGGAAAUCAUCUCUCAAAACAAAACAAAGAUAUAAUCGGAUUAGAGAACUCUGUGAUUGGUUCAUAUAAGAUCCUACAAUCAAAAGCAGUCAUCAGACAAGCAUUGACUAUGGCACAAGAAGAAAUGCAUGUCAUUGAUCUUGAUGAAAGUAUAAAUGAUUGGUAUUUCCAAGAUUCAACUAAUGGUUUUAAACGAUGGGUUUUCUUUGCUCAAGAUGAUCAUUGGGUAGGUAAUCAUACAAGAGAACGUAUAAUUGAAAAAUAUGGAAACGAUGGUAGUGAGAAGAAUGAAAAUGUGAUGAUUGAAAUUUGUCGGGAUUUGGAUAAUCCUAUUGCUCAUAGUUUUUGUGUUUGUCAAAGUAAAGAAUUUGCUGAAAUUACUGUAGAUAGAAUUGUUGGGUUAUGUGGAUUGAAUAAUGGAAAGAAGUCAAUUGAAUAA